This is a messenger RNA of Amaranthus tricolor (Joseph's coat), 1479 nucleotides long. RefSeq names its product plant UBX domain-containing protein 4-like. Gene Ontology annotation, molecular function: ubiquitin binding. The record is from RefSeq and is a predicted model, not a curated record. Bases 157 to 1083 code for a protein of 308 amino acids. Lineage: Eukaryota; Viridiplantae; Streptophyta; Magnoliopsida; Caryophyllales; Amaranthaceae. Gene Ontology annotation, biological process: membrane fusion; autophagosome assembly; proteasome-mediated ubiquitin-dependent protein catabolic process. The transcript is spliced from 4 exons. Gene Ontology annotation, cellular component: nucleus; cytosol.
AAAUUCACAGUCUAAACAAAAAAAGUGUCGUAACCUGUCCCCUAUAGGCAAUAGGAAACCUCACCUCUCUGGCUCUCACUUUCCGACAAACAAAGGGCAGAGGGCAGAGGGCAGAGGGCAGAGUAUCUGUCAUAUUUUCUCAGUGCUUGAAUAAUAAUGGCGUCAAAAGACAAGAAAACAGUAAGAUCUACAAGCGGUGGAAGUCGUCCUGCUGGUGGCUUUCGUACUCUUGCUGAUUUGAAUCGUCGCUCAACCCCUGAUUCUGAUAGUGACUCUGAUAAUGCCCCUCAAGAGGAUUACACUGGUGGUGAGAAAAGUGGAAUGCUGGUCCAAGACCCUUCCAGGGGGAAUCAUGUGGAUGAGAUUUUCAAUCAAGCGAGGCAACUGGGUGCUGUUGAAGAGCCGUUUGACAACUCUCAGCCAUCUAGCUCGAGAAGCUUCCAUGGUACUGCUAGAACACUCGCUUCAGUGCAGGCAGUAGCAGCAGCCUCUCAGCAACCUGAAGCAGUUGUCCACAACAUUACGUUCUGGCAGAAUGGAUUCACCGUCAAUGAUGGUCCACUUAGGAGGUUGGAUGACCCUGAUAAUGCAUCAUUUUUAGAGAGUAUCAAAAAAUCCGAGUGCCCGAAAGAACUUGAACCUGCUGAUCGGAGGUCUUCUGUGCAUGUAAACCUUACAAGAAAGCAUAAUCUGUAUACUGAACCCGAGAAACCCAAAGUUCCUUUUCAAGGUGUUGGAAGAACUCUUGGUAGCAGUAGUUCUUCUGGAGUAUCCGAGGAAUCUGCACCUGCUCCGUUGACUAUAGCCCGAGCCCGAGCCCCAUCUGCCGGCUUGGUUGUCGAUCAGAACCAACCAUCAACUCCCAUUCAGCUCAGGUUAACAGAUGGGACUCGCUUGGUGGCCCAUUUUAACUACCAUCACACCAUUAGUGAUAUUCGUAACUUCAUUGAUGCCUCCCAGCCAGGCGGAAGCAGAACAUACCAUCUUCAGACUGUCGGUUUUCCUCCCAAGCCACUCAAUGAUCUGAAUCAGACAAUAGAACAAGCUGGCCUUGCUAAUUCAGUAAUCAUACAGAAACUAUAGCCUAAAAAAGCAGUGGAUCUUCUGUUCGGGAUGAAAACUUGCAAAAUCGACCCCAUAUUAUGCUAUGCACAGACUAUGCAGUAUGCAUGAUGAACGUCCCUGGCUUUUGUGCGCGUUUAUGAAUCUGGGUGAAUUGUUGAAUCAUGUAUCAGAGGUAAGCCGAGUAUUGUGGCGUAGACCCAAGUAUAUGGUUUUAGUGACAGUAUAGAGCUGGUAACCAUCUAUAGUUUUUCACAUCUCUUGCUAUUUUCUAGUUUCCCAAAUGAAAGGGGACACAUUCCCAUAUGUAAGUGUAAAAAUUGUGAUGUAACACUCCCACCCUGCUGGAACCUUUUAUGUAGAGAAACUGGAUGCCUAUUAUUGUUAUAUAUUGCCAUACAUCAAACUCCUCUACAA